Coregonus sp. 'balchen' is the source of this 4148-nucleotide messenger RNA. The record is from the annotation of a GenBank genome assembly. Lineage: Eukaryota; Metazoa; Chordata; Actinopteri; Salmoniformes; Salmonidae.
AUGGCCGCGCUACGGAGGAAAUUUGGGGAGGACUAUCAGGUUGUGAAUACAAACCGUGACACCACCGCUUUUUCAGCACCUGUCAAAAAGAAACGCCAGCGGUUCGUGGAGAAGAACGGCCGUUGCAACGUGCAGCACGGGAACCUCGGCGGGGAGACCAGCCGAUAUAUCUCCGACCUCUUCACCACCUUGGUGGACCUCAAGUGGCGAUGGAACUUGCUUAUCUUUGUUCUGACCUAUACAGUAGCGUGGCUGGUCAUGGCUUCUAUGUGGUGGAUCAUCGCCUACAUCAGAGGGGACAUAAACCAUGGCCACGACUCGUCCUAUACCCCCUGCGUUGCCAACGUUUACAACUUCCCCUCCGCUUUCCUAUUCUUCAUAGAGACCGAGGCCACCAUCGGCUACGGCUACCGCUACAUCACGGAGAAAUGUCCGGAGGGCAUAAUUCUCUUCUUGUUCCAGUCGCUGCUGGGGUCCAUCGUGGACGCCUUUCUGAUCGGCUGCAUGUUCAUUAAAAUGUCCCAGCCCAAGAAGCGCGCAGAGACGCUUAUGUUUAGCCAGGACUCAGUGAUCUCGCAGCGCGACGGAAAACUGUGCCUCAUGUUCCGUGUGGGCAACCUGCGAAACAGCCAUAUGGUGUCCGCGCAGAUCAGGUGCAAACUCAUAAAGGUAAGGUAAACAAGCACCAGCUGUGCUCUGCGACACCGGGGUAUUUAGGCAACUGAUCAUAACAUGACCCACAGUGAUAAUUAUCUACUAAAAGCCUUUAGAAGUAAGGGGGAAUUAAACUCUCGAGCAUAAAAUGCCAAGAUGUUGUGUGCUAAUGUCAUAUUUUAUGUGCGUAACUAAUUAUCAUGUAUUAUAUUCACAUUCGUUAUUUCACAUAGCCUAUACAGUAUGUACUUCUCCAUCGCCCCGUCUGCAUUUUGGGUCCUAAAAUGCUGUGGAAAACAAUCAAAUCAACCUGAAAGUGGCAAACAGACAGCACAAGAAAAUGUAAUAAAGGUAAUCAAAUUGAAUACAAUAAACCUAUAGGAGUCUAUCUGCACAAUGAUAGCAGUUGCAUAUCAGAGAUAUUAAUUCAUCUUCUUUUUCUAAGCUUAAUUAUAAGCAGGUCUUAGUCCACAGUGUGUGCCUUGUUAAACAAAAAAGUCUUAAAAUUGUAUUACCAUAAUCCUUAGUAGUGAGUUUGUAUUUUGGCUGAGAUAGAGGGUAGCUGGGAGGAGCAGAGAGGGGUUGAGAGAGAGAAAGACAGAAGGGCUGAGAGAGAGAUACCUAGUCAGUUGUACAACUGAAUGCAUUCAACUGAAAUGUGUCUUCCACAUUUAAUCCAACCCCUCUGAAUCAGAGAGGUGCGGGGGGCUGCCUUAAUCAACAUCCACAUCAUUGGUGCCCAGGUAACAGUGGGUUAACUGCCUUGCGCAGAGGCAGAACAACAGAUUUUUACCUUGUCAGCUUGGGGAUUCGAUCCAGAAACCUUUCAGUUAUUGGCCCAAAGCUCCUACCCGCCAGGCUACCAGCCACAGUCACCCUUCAGCCAGUGACAUUUAGAAUAGCAGGUGGUUUAACUGCGGGACAUGGUAAUGUAUCAGUGAGCUGCUCUGACAGAGAGCUGGGCUCUCAGUUUGAGGUUUGACAGUUAAAACUCCAGCCAUGAAACACACAUAAUCAAAUCAUCAUCAGCCAUGGAGCAGUAGACAUGCUGCUCACCCCGAUCAAGCAUGAUGUCAAGUCAGAAGUGGCCCUGGACUUAAGACCUUGCAGUAAAGGAAUACAUCAUAUUUAUAGUGCAUGUGAAUACAUCUCUCAUCUUCACUCUCAUGUUGUAAGGUCUGGUUUACAUCACAAUGUGAUGUUUGAAUAGGACUUUGUAGAGACACUCCAAUAUGAAACCAAAGAGAGGCAAAAACAUUGGUUUCUGGGAACACACACACACAAAACACAGUGAGGCACUUUGAGCUUGUUUAUGUAUGUGUUCCCCCACUGCGAACACAUCAGCACAGCACAUUGAGCAGAGCAUGGGUCAAAUUAAUAGCACAAACAUCCAGUGUGGCUGGGAGAGAGAGAGAGGCAGGGAGAACCACCACUCUACAGUCACAGCCAGGCAGUCCCCAAAGCGAACAGCCUCCUAGGCACACAGUCAGAUCAGCCACAAUAGAUAGCCCCAAGCAGGGUGUUUCUCUGGGAUAAACCCCAUCCUCUCUCUCAGCCUCCCAGGCAGACCAUUUACAGCAGCUGGAGGGGUGCACCACACCUUUGACAGGGUGCACAUUGCUCCAAAUGGCUGGUCAUUUACUGGAGGGCUAGUCUGUUGAUUGAUUUAGCCUGUGCAAUAAUUGAAUAGGGCUCAAGCACAGACCCAGGCGUCUUCACAGUAUAAAGCUCCCCUACAGUGGGUGUAUUUUCAGAGGAAAAAGGAUGGGAGAGAAAGGAAGUAUCCACUGGGCACAGACGUCCAUUCAACGUCUGUGCCCAGUGGAAUGACGUGGAAACAACUUUGAUUCAACCAGUGUGUGCCCAGUGUGUGCCCAGUGGGUAGGCUAUGAGAGGAACACACAGAGAUUGCGUCAUGAAAUACGUGAAGCGCAGGCAGGCACUUUGAGCACAAGUAGUCUCUGACUACAAAGGAAAAAUGAAAGAAUAAACACCAUCCCCAUCCUCCUCUCCUGCUCUCUCUUUCUGUCUUUGAGGUACAAUCCAUGCAGCCCACACUGUAUUGUUGCUCUGUUCUCAGGAUUCACAGCACAGCCCUUUCACUUCAAAGACCCUUUAGCCAGCACAAAAAUAUUUCAAGUGUUUGUCAUAAAUGUACAAAUAAGCCUCCUAGUUUUGGGAAAACAUAUCUGAUAACAAAUUACUCAGAAAUGAAUAAUAUUGAAACAGUUGUAAAAGUUAACAUGUAUUAUAGUCACGAAAAAUGCUAAAUGUAUUCACAGGAAUCAUGCUAUUUUGUAAGUAAAUUAAUUUGUCUAUUUUGUCAGUGCAGUACUAGUAGAGAGAUGAUGGUGGCGCUGUUGAAUCGUGCCCCUCUUCCACCUGUUCCCCCAAUCCCCACUGCUACUCACAAAUCUGUACAGGUUUUUAAAUAGUCCUCUCCACCUUCCAUUUAGGUAUUGACUUGCCAUAUGUUCAUAAAUAUAGACCGUAACAUGACCUGGCAUAUUGAAUAAGGUGCUAGAACCACAUAACACCAAUCAGACAAAUAGAGCACAUAUCGGUUGGAGAAAAGCAAAGUCCUGAUGAACUCCUGUAUUCAUUCUUCAGUUAAGUCCUAUCAUUCAUACAUACAUACAUACAUACUGUAUGACUGUGCAGAAUGUGUGUACACAGGUGUGUGUGUGUGUGUGUGUGUGUGUGUGUGUGUGUGUGUGUGUGGCAGUGACAGCUGCUUAUUCAGAGGCUCAUAAAAGACAGAGGAGUGGAUGGGCAGGCAGCAUUGGCAUGACUCAUGUUUGGGUUUAUAGCAUGUUGUAGUUGAGGCAUCUGCUCCUUGUGCCCACGUCUGUCAGUCACAGUCCACAUCUCAUUCCAGCCAGGACCGCUCACUUCAAUCAAACCCACCAAUCACACAGCCAACCACAGAAUAUAAUAAUAAUAUAAUAUGCCAUUUAGCAGACGCUUUUAUCCAAAGUGACUUACAGUCAUGCGUGCAUACAUAUAUAUAUUUUUUUGUGUAUGGGUGGUCCCGGGGAUCAAACCCACUAACUUGGCGUUACAAGCGCCAUGCUCUACCAGCUGAGCCACAGAGGACCACAGACCCCACAUCCAAAAAGCAGCGGGGCCAAUUCUGCAGGCAGUAACCGUGAAAAUAGGCCUAUGCAAAUAUUUAUUUUAUAAGACUUUUGCUGGAUGAUUUGACUGGCACUGUGAGCUGGCUGAGCCAAGCGACAGUCCAGUCCUUAUCGAAUGCGGGCCUGAUUGCUGGUAGCUAGGCUGCUUGUUUGUUGUUUGGGGGCAAGUGUUGUGUUGGCUAGCGUGGUGUAGCCUCGCGUAAUGCAGCGCUGCUGAAGUGGCUGAUCACUAGAGGGGAGCAGGCAGCAGAAGGGCCCAGCUCCAUCUCACAGGGCACAGAAACGGACCAAUCAGAACUGUCACAGCCGACAGCCGUCCAAACCCAGAGCUGGUGCUGGCAGGGCCAGGCAGACUCA